AUGACUUGGUAUAAAAGUUUACCCGACGAAUCCAUCACUUCCAGGAAGGUGCUCGAAAAACUUUUCUCCAGACACUUCACAGCCUCUCGGAGACACCCCAAAUCUGAAGCCUCGUUGGAAUCCAUCAUCCAAGGAAAAGACGAGUCUCUACGGGCUUAUAUUGAAAGACUCAACAAAGAAGCCGUGCAAGUGUCCACGACAGCCCAUAUGAAGAAAUUCCUACUCGAGAGAGGUCUCCGACCACGUUCAGACUUCGCCAAGGCCGUCGGGAUCGAAACACCCGCUACUCUGGACGAAUUCUUCCUCAAAGCCCAGGCGUACAUACAGUAUGAGGAGAAAGAAGCCGCCCACGCUGUCCGUAACUCCAGGCAAGAAGAGAGCAGUAAAAAUGCCCGCCAAGAUGAUUCCCGGCGGGGAGCAGUCAAAAAGAAGGACGACAAAGGCCGGGACCCCAAGGAUUACAAAACCCCAGCUGGCAAAUUCCGAGAAUACACCCCGCCGAUUGCUUCAAGGGAACACAUCUUAAAUGAAUGCGCGAACGCCGAAUUUUAG
Vicia villosa (hairy vetch) is the source of this 552-nucleotide messenger RNA. RefSeq lists its product as uncharacterized. Bases 1 to 552 code for a protein of 183 amino acids. The transcript has a single exon. The record is from RefSeq and is a predicted model, not a curated record. NCBI's taxonomy places the organism in Eukaryota, Viridiplantae, Streptophyta, Magnoliopsida, Fabales, Fabaceae.